Messenger RNA from Diaporthe amygdali, 6546 nucleotides. RefSeq lists its product as uncharacterized. Gene Ontology annotation, molecular function: protein binding. The transcript has 4 exons. NCBI's taxonomy places the organism in Eukaryota, Fungi, Ascomycota, Sordariomycetes, Diaporthales, Diaporthaceae. Gene Ontology annotation, cellular component: cytoplasm. Bases 1 to 6546 code for a protein of 2181 amino acids. The record is from RefSeq and is a predicted model, not a curated record.
AUGGCAGACCCUCUAUCGCUAGCCGCGAGUCUUGCCGGCCUUGUUUCACUUUCCGACGCUGUCUUUCGCCAUGUUUACAAAUAUGUCAGAGGUGUCGCGGAAGCGAAGGAAGAAAUUACGAAGAUCGCACAGGAGCUCCACUCUUUCACAGGCAUUCUGAGGAGCGUUCAAGUCCUUGCCCAGAGUUUGGAAGAAGAAGGAGACACAUACGACCCAGCAAUACGCGUACAUCAUGUCUACCACUGCGAGCAGACUCUCAACAAAAUCCAUGACAGGAUGAAAAGGGCAGCGCAGAAAGUGGAGAAGGGUAGACCAAGGAACUGCGUAAAGCAGCAGCUCAAAUGGCCGUUCUCAAAAUCAGAGGCACAAGAAGUCUUGAAUGAGCUUCAACGUCACAAGAGCCAGAUGAAUCUCGGUAUUGCGACUGAUUCGAUGCAUAAAAUGCAAAUUCUUCUCUCGAGACAGAACGAAACGGAUAUCAUAGUCUGCGAGACACGUCAAGUAGUUCGGGAAUUACGGACUGAGAUUCUUGUUGAUGGUAAGAAGAGACGAGUCCUAGAAUUCUUCAUGGAUACAAAGACAGUCAACCCACAGACAAGUUUGGAUACGAACAUCAAGAUGCGACAUCCUAUGACUGGGCUCUGGUUGACGGAGUCUCCAGUAUUUAUUCAAUGGCUCGACACGCCCGGCUCAAAAAUCUGGCUCAGUGGUAUCCCUGGAGGAGGGAAGACUGUUUUGGCCGGUGCAGUGAUCCAAGAAGCACUUACCCAUGCGUCUCCAACGCCCACGAUCGGCGCCGCAUUUUUCUUCUGCGACUAUAAGAAUGAGCAAACACUCAAAACCAUCAACAUCAUUGGUGCUCUGGCUUCGCAAUUAGCUCGCCAGAAAGACGAUGCAUUUAGUCUACUCCAAGACUACUACGAUGAACUACAUCCUACAGACAGUCUUCCAAAGGCAGCAGAUUCAGAUGAACUCAGAGCCCUAGUAGGGAAGAUAUGUGAGCUAUUCGACCAGGUUCUCGUUGUGGUAGAUGGCAUAGACGAGUGCGGAGAUAGCAUGGACGAGGUCGCAGAAAUGCUAUCUGACCUCGCCAGCAGCUCCCAGAAAAUGUCCAUGGCAAUAUUCAGCAGACACGACGUUGCAAUUGCUAGACAAAUUGAAGACGAUUUCAAGCUCAUUUCAAUCGCAGCCCGAACUCAUGAUAUCGAACUCUAUGUCAGGGCUGAGCUGGAAUCACUGAUAACCAGGGGCCGACUUCGGACCACGAGUGCGAAGCUGAAAGACGACAUAAGAGAAGCACUGGUAGACAAAGCAGAGGGAAUGUUCCGGUGGGUGACAUGCCAACUGGACUACCUCUGUGGCUUCUCGAGCGACUACGAACGGCGCAAGGCACUUGGAGAGCUCCCGCCCACCUUGCACGAGACGUACCUCCGACUUCUGCAGAGAUUAAGCACGCUGCCUCCUUCAACCAAAUCAAAAAUUCAGAUGUGCCUACAUUUCAUUGCGUUUUCUCCAAUUCGACUGUCGAUAAUCAAUCUCCGAUGUGUCAUCUCGACGCCUGAGGUUGUCGGAUCCCGUCUUGACGACGACAACAUGGUCUCUGAAGAAGAUAUUGCAUAUAUGUGUGGUAGCCUGCUUCGAAAGUCCGACGACGGAGAUUUCUUUGAAUUUGCGCAUUUUUCAGCGAGAAGCUAUAAACUGCUCGCCAUGCAGAGUCUCCGCUUUGUGCAGCUUUCGAACUACGAAGUUGAGAUAACGGAUCCGACAUCGUUGAUCAAUCAUCACAAGGCUGUUUGGAAUGCUCGAAAAAAUCCUUACGAUUCCUUCCAUAAUUUGGCCGCCAGGCUCUCAUUGAAGUUGUCAAAAAGUGAGCACUUGAAUCCCACAUCGGGAGGCUUGAUGAAAUCAUUGUUCCAUCCGCGCAAGUCCUCAUCAUUUCUUCUGUUCGCCACUUCUAUCUGCGUCGAAAUGAUACUUCAUUGCAUUCGAAAUGGUUUGAUGGAUGCCAGACAAAGAAAUCAGUAUGACGAGCUUGCGGAAAGACUUCUGCGUGACGAGUUUCAACCAAUUCAUUUCGCGGCGGCUCUGAACCUUCCGGAUAUCUGCUGCUAUCUGAUAGAAACCGGAAGUAAUCCGAAGGCCGCUUGCUCGUUUGGCUCUCCAUUUCAAUUGUCUAUCGCAUCAAUCUUGAGCCUCAUAUUCGAUGGUUGCGACUCGACUCCCAUCGAGCAACACUGUCAACACCUCUAUGGCCCGAUCAACGCGACUCUUGCCACAAGUCAUCAGCGCAAUUCGACGUUCAAAGUUUUUGAGCGCACAUCUUUGAAACCUAUGAACCUAAGCUCAUCAGAUCGACAUCUGAAUCAAUCUAUGGUUUUGCACGCGAUCAUAAUCGCAUUCAUUCAGAAUGACUUCUGGGUACUACAGAUGGUGCUAGCCAGCGGCAUGACCUUGGAAGACAACAAAUACAUUGGGUUGCUCCGAAAACUGAUGGACCGAUCAGCUGUCGAUAUGCAACGCAACGAAAAACCGCUUCUAUCCUUUCUUCAAUACAUUAGUUCUGCGUUGGAGGCCGAGUCCGGGUGGCAACUUGACAUUGGUCGCCUGAUUUGGAAUACUGCUGUCGAACUGGGCCUAUCUUUUCCAAAAGAUCCGUCUUCGACAGAUUUACGUAUUUCAUUAUCAAAGCACGCCUUAUUGAGCAGAGCGUUUGCCACAAUCAAAGGGCAUGAUUUUGACGGCCUCCAAGAAUGUCUCCUUGACGGCCGACUGGAUCUAUCCCAGAGAUAUCCAGACCCCGAGGAACGGCGAACCAACGACAAACAUCUAGAAUUGACCCUUUUCCACUUUGCAGUGCUCGAAGAUAAUGCUGAAGCAAUUCGGCUUUUGGCACAGGCCGGAUGUGAUCCCAAUAUGUCGUCAAUUGAGAUUGACCGCCAGUGGCGUCCAAUACAUGAUGCCCACAGCAUUGAAGUGGUCGAGAUGCUGCUUGUGUAUGGUGCGAAGGCCACGGAUGUUGAGGCGUCUACAGGGUUCAAUAUUUGGCAUCGCUAUGGGUUAACCCCAGAUGACGAGAGCGAAUUCUAUGCCUCUCUUGCAAAGCAACACCCUUCAGAGACAGCGGAGGCACUUCUGAUGAAAUCGAAAGAUGGGCAAACGCCACUGAGUGGUAUUCUGACGCGAAGCUCCUCGUCCACACCAAGCGCAGACCUCGUGGAGAGAGUUAUAGCACUCAUUGCAAUUUGUCAAGGCAUUGCGGAUUUCUGGUCAAGGCAUGACCCGUUGUUCGGAGCCGCAGCAGCGUUUGGAUCUGAGAAAGUCAUUCGCCGUCUGAUUGACGUUGGGGCGAGAUUAGACACAAUUGGACCUAACAUCGAGACGCCGUUGCAUCGUAUCGGAAUUCAUUGCUCGAGAGCCGCAGUUCAUUCCCUAAAGGUAUUGUUUCCGACGGCCUUGGCCAUGAGGUUUGAAGGCCAGCUCCCGUUGCAGCGCUACCUCGCAAAGUAUUCGCAAUUCAAACAUCCAAUUGACGAUGACGUGGCACAAGAAUUUAUUUCAGCUGCAGACCUCGAGUCGAUUGACGGCAAGGGAACUACCAUGUGGGAGUACUACUGCCGAAUCAGUUCCACUGUUCAAGGCACGCACAGCCAGUCCAUCAAGAAAAGUAGUCUUAGGCUUCUGUGGGCUUGGCUUUUGGGAAAGCAUGCCGCAAUGCAGGUCUACGAGAACAACACAGGAAAAAGUGGUCUGAGCCUCCUUCUCUCGCACAUAACCGGGCGGUACUUGACCCGGGAAUGGGUCUCUCGAAUUUCUCCUCAGGGGCUUUCCCGGGCGAUCGGGGCUUCGCGCUACUGGGAAACAGCCAAGAGCGAACCUAACGUGCUGCGCUUUCUGCAAUUGGCAAUCAAGACGGGAUCAUAUCAGAUUGUUGACGUACUACUUGAGCAUGACGUCAGCGUCGUCGAAUCAGUGGAUGAUUACAGUUCAGUCCAGAUUGCCUGUCAGUCACCGCUCGCGGUGUCACUCUGCUCGGCGGCGGAAGGAAGAGACCUUCUUCGCAAAAUUCUGGAUCUUGCCAAUCCGAAACACCUCGACGACUAUAACAAAAAGGGUUUGACGAUUCUGCACAAUCUGGCCACCGAAGACGAAGAGGGGGCUGGGCAGUUGCACUGGUUGAUCAAAUUACUUUUGGACAAGGGUGUGGAUAUCAACAAAAAGGGGCGAUUUCGCAACAAAUACACCCCUAUUGCUUACCACAUUGACAAAUCCUCAUUGGUUUGUGCCGAUUACUUGCUAGAAAUGGGAGCUGAUCCGGGAAUGGCCGAGCCUUUGUUUGCGGAUGCCGUGAUGGAAGCAUCUUUCCGCGGUUAUCAAUCAUUCUUGGACAAGGUGCUGCAGCUCCCAAAAAGCCCUGGUUCACUCAUUGACUGGGAAAGGGCAAUCAAUGCUAAUCUCACGCUCGAAAACGGAGAGGGGGUAUAUCUUGCGAACAUCAAUGCGGUCCACUUCGCGAGUUGGGGAGGUCAUGUGGAAUCCAUACAAUUCUACAUCAAUCAUGGCCUGGUUCAAAAUCUCGAGAUGACUUCGUCUACAGGUUGGACGGCGAUGCAUGUUGCCGCCCUGGCAGGCAAAUCCCAUAUGAUUGAGUAUCUUAAUUCAAGAGGUUGUAGCGUCAUGCCGCAAACAGAGUACAAGGCCACGCCAUUGCACAUUGCCGUCCAAAAUGGACAUGAAGAGGCAAUCAAAACGUUGAUUCAACUCGGUGCGGGAGACGUCCCAGAUGCCAUCGGAAUGACCCCGACGAUGUAUGCUUCGAAAGCCAAUGACAUACCCAUGCUCCGGCUGCUGACUGAGAUGUUGGCACAAGAGAAAGCUCGCUUGAAAGAAUCGCAGAUUGACCUGCUGCCUCGCAAGCUUCCAGGAAUUUACGCCGACGUGGUCGAAAAGGCUAUCCGAGCUGAUGAUAUCGAUGAGUGCAAAAGGCUAUUCAAAAUUGGCUACCCACUCGACGUCAAUUUGAAGGUUCCCGACGGCGCGACGCCUUUGGCUUUCGCGCUACACCUAGGGCGUCUCAGUAUUGCGGAAUGGCUGUUGGAACAAGGUGUUAUGGAUACGAAGACGGGCAUGUGCCCUAUUCGUAGCAAAAACCAUGAGCAGCUCAGUCUGGUUGAUAUUGCCAUCAUGCGGCCGGAAAUGGGAAGACUACUAGGAAAAUUGGUUGGAAUUUGCCUAAAAGAUGGGUCGGGAUGGCCACUCAUAAACAAUCACAGUUUCAUGACUGCCAUCGGGGAGCAAAAUACUCAAGGACUCAUACAGUUGUUGGAAGUUCUGGAGCAGAUGGCUACUGAAAUAAGCGCUCUUACAAACCUACAACCGGCCGAGGUAUUAUACGCUUUAAUAAACAAGGAAGAUGAGACCGGCCAAAAAGGACGGCGCCAAACUGCGUUGAGCUUCGCAGUGAAACGGAACAACAUAGCAGCUGCCCGCCUUUUGUUGGAGAAGGGCGCAGAAAUCGACAAACCUGAUUCAAUGGGACGAACGGCACUAGUCGUGGCUAGAAGUCAAGAGAUGAUGACGCUACUUAUCAGUCAUGGCGCCUCGUUGACCAGUCGCUUUGCGGAAAGUCUCUACGGCUGGCUUAAUUGGGAUCCAAAAAUUUUCACAGGCCGGAUGUCCGCGUAUAUGGAGAAGACUGAGCAUGACACACCGUACACCGUUCCUUUCUCGCUCGCAGCAGUAGUCUCUGAUUCGCGGGCAGCUCUUGCCUACAAGGCACCGAUCGUGCGCCCAACUCAUCUUUUGGCCAUUCUCAAAGCGGAUAUCAACUUGCAUGAGGAUCCGGGGUCGGGCAUAUCACUCAUGCAUCUUGCGAUAGUGAACAAGGCUUCCUCAACCUUUGUCUUGAAUAAAGGCUUGGAUUUGGAGAGCACGCUCCCGUUCCCGUGGCAUCUCCUGUUUCUCUCGCCAUUGACCUUCAUAAACUCCAUGUUCGGACAGUUUCGAAGAAAAGUCGGGAAGGAAAAUUUGGCUAGGAUUGCCCAUCUCCAGCCAAAGCGAGGAUGGAGCCCGUUGUGCUGGGCAGCUUCUAGGCACAAAAUAAGUAUCGUUCAGAACUGCCUUUCUUUAGGAGCGGAUGUGGACUUUGAAGGCAGUCCCCAUGGCUCUGCUCUUAUGGUAGCCUGCGCCUGUGGAUACCUGGAAAUAGUACGGAUCUUGGUGCGAGAAGGGGCGAGUAUUUCAUACAAUGGGGAGAAUGGGCAUAAAAAUGUCUUCGAUUUUUGCCGAUCGAAAAUCGUCAGGCAUUGGUUACUUGUUGGGCGCUUCACAGAACAGCGAAGAAUUGACGUGAAGCCGUACUGGGAGCACGACAAAGGGCUCAGACCUUGGAGCGGAACGGCAGUAGCGCGAUUGAAGCUUGUUGGGGAUCGGGCGAUGUGCUUCCAUGAGACUAUGAUUGAUUAUGCUGGAAGACUAGCCAAAUUGCGCAAGGAGUGGCGCGGUACAGUGAUACCGACAGUUUGUAUGGACGGAAUCAUUUACAGGUAA